Hyalella azteca is the source of this 1594-nucleotide messenger RNA. RefSeq lists its product as uncharacterized. The transcript has 3 exons. NCBI's taxonomy places the organism in Eukaryota, Metazoa, Arthropoda, Malacostraca, Amphipoda, Hyalellidae. The record is from RefSeq and is a predicted model, not a curated record. The coding region runs from base 118 to 459 and encodes 113 amino acids.
GAUGACGUUUGCUGCCUCAGGGAAGUCCCGAGCAGCACUGGGCGCUACUUGGAAAAGAUCAACAAGAAGAUCUGUCGCUGGCACUUCCCUGACCUCUGUGACAAUGACUUGGACUGGAUGCUUGAAAUUGUGUCGUGCGGCACGAUUAGUGACAAGUGCUCUCGCCUAAACCUGGUGCUGCCGAGGGACAAUAUCACUCAAGACGGCGCUGACCGGCUGUUUGAGAUCUUGAGGAAGUGGCGCCCAUCCUAUUACAGUCCCAUGUUUUCACAUAAGGUGACAAUAUACUGCGAGCCGCAUUCCAACCUCUUGAAGUCAGCAAAUAGUGAAAAAAUAAAAUGUGUCGAGUUGUCAACCAUCACCAUCAUCCAAUGGAAACCAGAACUGACGAGCAAAGAGCCAACUUGUCAACGAAUGGUCAAAGUAAGCCAUCGAGGACCCGACAAUGUAACCGUGUAGAUGGGUUCUACCUGGCCGUGGACUGCUGGUGGAUGUUGAGGGAGGACCUUGCAGUGAACUACUGGGGGAUGUUGAAGAAGGACCUUGCAAUGGACUGCUGGGGGAUGUUGAGGGAGGACGUUGCAGUGGACGGCUGGGGGAUGCUGAGGGAGGACUUUGCAGUGGACUACGGCUGCCAGGAGAUGUUGAGAGAUGUCUAGUCUGCACAUUACCUCAUCGGUCUUCCCCCAACUGUGGGGAUGAGUUCGCAGGAAUAACAAGUUAUCUUCGGCGGUGUGCAUGAAGCUGCGGUGAAGCCCGGCGUGAUGAAUAACUGUAGACCAAGAGAGCUUUAUUUCUCAGUGGAAAUUUUUUGUUCUUCAUUUUGAUGAAGAAAUUCGUUCUAGUUGAUGAUCGGAAAAGCGUGGCUUUAAUCACGUUCAUUCAAAUCUUCUUUUUUCUUUAGAAGUGUUCUCAUAAUUCAACUCAUGCUUGAAUAUUUUUUAAUUCUCCUUUUUUGUGUCGUGUUUGGUUUGGGCCAGGUCAGGCACGGGCACGACUUUGAGGCCGAAUCUUUCUUUAUGAAAAUCUUAUCAUUGUUCGCUCAAGUGGAAUUCCUUUUUUUUUUUUUUGACUUUGCGUUUUGUUGGCCAACGCAGGCAUAACUUGUGAGAUGUUAUCCUGCGUAACCUGGCCCGAUGUUUGUUUAGUUGUUAGUGUUUAAGGUCAUCGGUUAUUGAUAAAGGCGGAGAUACUUUCAUGAUGUUUAGACAUCGGUCGCUGAUGGAGGGGAAAGCGUGUAUGGUGAAAACGAUAUCUGAUUUUGACGUUGUUUCUUACUUUAUUUUUUUUUUGUAAUUAUAAGCACAUUGGUCACUGAUGCGUUUGGUUGGGCUUUUGUGAAGUGACCUUCGUUAGCCGUCAGAGGUUACUUCGUUAAAUUCUCCGUGUAAUUAGCGUGGAAAGGACUCGCCUUCAGUACUGGAGGAAUUUCACUUGUCUAGAAAACAGACUUUUUCUCGUAACCCAUGGGUAAUUUAUUUUGUUCAGAAGCAGGCAUCCUUUCUACACUAUUUUGGGAAUAAAAUUUGACCUAUCAUAGAUACAAAUUCUUAUUUGUGGUAGAGUUUUGGUCACUCUCGACGAACGCUUAUUA